This is a messenger RNA of Fundulus heteroclitus (mummichog), 892 nucleotides long. It is a transcript of the gene snrnp27, whose product is annotated as small nuclear ribonucleoprotein 27 (U4/U6.U5). Gene Ontology annotation, biological process: RNA splicing. Lineage: Eukaryota; Metazoa; Chordata; Actinopteri; Cyprinodontiformes; Fundulidae. The transcript has 6 exons. The record is from RefSeq and is a predicted model, not a curated record. Gene Ontology annotation, cellular component: precatalytic spliceosome. The coding region runs from base 157 to 642 and encodes 161 amino acids.
UCCGGGAAGGUACAGGAAGUCUGUAAACAGCAACCAAUCAAAGGAGAACCUGACGCAGGACAGUCGUUAGCUUGAUGCCGAGAUUAGUUUAUUCUUUAAUAGAAACCUGUUUUUAAUUACUUCAUAUAAGGAAGUUUACUUUGAGUCGAUUGAAGAAUGGGUAGGAGCAGGAGCCGAACGCCUCCGAGACGAGAGAGAAGACGGUCCCGCUCCACCUCACGGGAACACGAGCGACGCCGCAGGGACCGGGAACGCUCUCGCUCCAGGGAGCGGGACCGAGACCGCCGCAGGUCUCGAUCCCGCUCCCCACACAGGAGGAGAUCAAGGACUCCCCCUAGACGCCAUCGCUCCUCCUCUCAGUCUCCUGGAAGGCAGAAGGACAGACGGGACGACGAGCGGAAAGACUCCAAAGACAAAGCCGGAAAGCCCAUUCAGAUCUCAGCUGAGGACAUGGAGGGCAAAACAGAAGAGGAAAUUGAGAUGAUGAAAUUGAUGGGUUUUGCUUCCUUUGAUACAACCAAGGGGAAGAAAACGGAUGGAUCAGUUAAUGCAUAUGCAGUCAACGUUAGCAUGAAGAGGAAAUACAGGCAGUACAUGAACAGAAAAGGAGGAUUUAACAGACCACUGGACUUCAUCGCUUAGACGCGUCAACGGCGCGUCGUUCACAAGGAGUUUCUCUCCUGCAGCGGGGCGGAGAAGACAUUUUCAGUUAAAUGUAUCUCGUACUGCAGCAAGGCUGUUUUUUUUUUUUUUUUUUUUUUUUUUAGCUGAGCAUAUACUGUAAAUAGUUAUACCUCCAGUCCUUCUCAGGUCAGAGCUGAUGGGAGGUGGAGCAUUUUGUUGUUGAGAUAUGUGCUGUAUUAUUAAUAAACAUGUUUAAAAUGUUGGUGCA